Molecule: messenger RNA, 2688 nt
Organism: Brassica napus (rape)
Lineage: Eukaryota; Viridiplantae; Streptophyta; Magnoliopsida; Brassicales; Brassicaceae
Product: meiosis-specific protein ASY2-like
Exons: 6
Coding region: 1-2688 (895 amino acids)
Source: RefSeq, a predicted model, not a curated record
AUGCCUCUGAGAGGUCGAUUGUCGCAAGAAGAAAAAGGGAAGGGUGUCGCAGAUUCUCCGAGUCCGAUCAGAGAUGCACGGGUAACCGACAGUCCACCGGAUGAUUUCGACUUGAUUCAUCGUGACGCUCUUCGGGAUUCAGAUAAUAUGACCCUAUCUCAACGCCUUUUGGUCGCUGAUGCUCAUAAGAUGAUCCGUGAUGAAUGUGCGGAUCGCGUUGAAGUCGGGAGCAGUGACGUGAGCGGUAGCGGCUCUGAAGCGUCUAGCCAAGCCUCAAGACCUUUGAGACGAGCUAGUCGGGAGAUUCCUUUCGGCCAGAUAGACUGCCGUCCCACGAUCUAUCAUCCUGGCGGGAUCUUCGAAGAACUCGGCCCACUCCCGUCCGAAUUGCUUCGUGACACGCGGGCUCAGUCAUGGGGGAAUGUCUUCGAUUCUUGCUCCUCUCACAAGACGGUGAGGGAUUUAUUGAGGCGAAGUGGAGGUGCCGGCGUUACAUACAUCAUUCCUUCCAAGGGACAGCGUCCUUGGUCGCCUCCGAUUGGCUAUCAGUGUGUCUACGAGUCCUAUUUUGGAGACCAUACGAAGCUCUGGUUUCCAAUUCCCCGACUGAUCACGUCGUACGCAUUUCGUCGGGACAUCGCCAUCUGUCAGCUGCUUAACGGGUCGCUGCGCAUCGCGGUUAUGCUAAUGGUGAUGGCAGCGGAGAUAGACGUUUCGAUGAGUGUGAGAGUAUUCGAAGAGUUAACUUUUACGAAGGCGGAGCCACAUGGAAUAUUUUCAGUGAAGAUGCGCUCGAGCUACAACGUCUUGGCUGGGCACCCGAACAAGACGAAGGACUGGCACCGCUCAUAUUUUUACGUCAAGUCUGAUGAGCAUGCCUUCUCGGAGCCACCUGGGGACGACUACCGCGUUCUAUGGAACAAAACGCUUGUUCGUCACCCAAAUACGAUCGCAUACCCGGAGAAAUUCUUCGAGAGUGCUCAGGCAAUCGCGGCUCACAGCCAUCUCCGUUGGCCUGAUCUUAGUCGAGAGUGGAUAAGACGUCAAGAAGCUCGGAUUGCUAGAGUUGAUUGGGAGUCGAGACUUCCUGUUGUACUCGGGCCCCGUAAGUCGCGUCUGUCCCUUUUAACUCGGAAACAGCAGAAACUUCUAGACGAAGCUAGAAAGAUGGACGGAGUGCCGGAUUUGAGUGCGUUGUUGAAGGGGAAGCUGCAAUUGCUUUCGAAGAAGUCAAUUCCUGCCGAUGUGCAAGGGUCGACCAGUUCUGACGCAGGUCGAGCUUCCAAGAAAGGAGCUCAUGGUUUAGUCGACAAAGACGUUGGGGCGGAGCCUCCUGCCUCGAGUCCUAAAAAGAAGAAGCAGAGCAAGAAAUCCAGGAGGAAAGCGACCGAAGAGCUUCCUCUUGAAGAGAUCGCUUCUCUUGACGAAACCUCCGAGGAGGCGCCGGCAGUAGGACGAGAAGGCGCUACAUGGGGUUCCGUCGAGUCUGACCGUUCCGAAACGGCGCCAGAAGAUCGUCCCAGAAAGAAGAAGAAGAAGAAGUCCAUCGAGGCAGAGCCGCGUCCUUCUGAUGUGGAGACGGGCCUGGUCGAGGUUGUCGUGGGGGCGGCGUUUCUCUUGAAACCCCUCCUGAGGAGAGAGAGGCCUCAGCGCGGGGCAGUGAUCCUGUUGCAAAUGAGGGAUCUAUUCCUGAUCCGUCUGCGAGGAAAGGGUCUCGUUCAGAAGGUUCUACUGUGCGCGGAGCUGACGCGCCAAAUUCGUGGUGGGACGAAGGAGAUGCCACAAUUGGACGACCUUUACUUCAAGACUGAAUACAUAGACGCUGCUUCCUCGAGAGCUCGGAGUGACGGGAGUAUGAACUUUCUCGUUGAGAAAUACGAUAGUACUCUGAAACAGACGAUGAUCCAGUUGGGAUCUUCGAAGAAGCUUGCCCAGACGAGGUUGAAGGUCAUCGAGAGAGUAAGGGCGGAGCAUAAGAAGGCCAAUGAGAAGGCCGCGGAGGAGAAAGAGAUUCUUCGAGUGAAGUUCGAAGAGCUGGAGGGGAAGCUUAAAUCUUCCAGCGCGGCGAGGAAAGAGCUCGUCCGAGAGAAAAGUCAUUUGGAGCAAACGGCUGCGAACCUGGAGAAGGAGAAGACUGAGCUAGUCGAAGAGAGAGAUGCCGCGGUAGACAAAUUAAUCAGAGAGAGGCAACGCUUGAGGGACUCCCGGGGUUUGGAGGUUACUCGCGAGAGGGAAAAAGUCGAGGUUGCCAUGGCUGAGAAGGCAAGUCGCCGUUUUGAUCGCGUGCGCGACCAUUUUACUCGUCUGGAGGCUUUUGAGAAGGCAAAGAACCUGUAUGGUCAAGCUUCGGGAACGAAGAAGUGCCUCGAGGUUAUAAAGGCGAGUGGGACGGAGAUCCCCCAAGAAAUGACCGAUGUCUUCGCUGAGCAGGAGAAACUUUACGAGGUGGAGGUUAUGAAACUCCGAGUAGAGCCGCUGUCUGAUAGCGACCUUACACUUUCUCCGCUGGUCCUUCCUUCUCGUUUCGUCGCGGACCUGUUCAGAACGUCAUUCGAUCCCUAUGGGCCGAACGUAAAUUUGAUCGGGCCAGAGACGGCUUCUCGGCUCGUUACCUCGUUCGAAGUUGUUGAGGAACCAUCAGAGGAGCCACUGGUUGACGUCACGUCUAUCCCUACUGAGCAUGUCUAA